Molecule: messenger RNA, 2380 nt
Organism: Heterocephalus glaber (naked mole-rat)
Lineage: Eukaryota; Metazoa; Chordata; Mammalia; Rodentia; Bathyergidae
Source: RefSeq, a predicted model, not a curated record
UAGCAGGAAAACACUGAAAAACAUAAGUGGUAGGGAUAAAGCAGCAUAUUCAACCAUAUGUGCAAUAUGAUCCUGAUACCAUAAAAUAGAACGUGUGUGUCUAUCUAACAUGUUGAUAUUUAACAAAUGUGGAUUGAGCAUCUGCUAUGUCCUGGGCCGUGGGGACAGUUAGGUGACAGCUCAGCCUUAUUCUCCUGGGGCUUUGAGUAGAGGAGGGGGAGAGACAAAAGGAACACACAUGGAAACACUGCUCUCGGGAAGGAGGAAGCAAUGUGCUGUGCUGACGAUAAAGCAGGGAUGCGUGCUGGGGGAACUGAGUGUUUUCUAAGACUCAAUGCCAAGUGCUUUUUAAAAAAUCAGAAAAUAAACCCCAGUUAGGUGGGUUGUACUUGUCGUGCCAGCUACUCAGGAGGCUGAAGCAGGAGGCUUCCUUGAGCCUAGGAGUUCAGGGUCAGCCUGGGUGACAUAGAUCCUGCCCCAUCACCACCACCAAAAAAAGAAAAGAAAAUCAGAAAAUAAUGCACAUGUCCUGAAAGAACCACCGCUCUGCGUUCCGGCUCCUCUCCCGGUCUCUGGCCAGCCCCGCAGGCAGGUGGGAAGGCAGUGGCCCCUGCUGCCCUGCCGUGCCCCUUCUCAGCGCUCGCUCGCUCGUGACCUUGGUCUCCUCUUCCAAGUUGCUCAGUGGUGACUGACAUGCUCGUCUUAUCUCCUAAAUGUCAGGGACAAUGUCUGAUUCAUGCAGGGCCUCCCACACCACUUGGCAGAAGACUCCAAACACACUCGCGGGUGGAAUGGAAUUCGGCUCCCCUCAGCCGGAUCCCAGCCUCUUGCUGCGUUGCUUCCCCUGCCCCUCAGUGCCAGGGAUGGGGGCUUAUUCCUCGCCUACCCACCACCUGCCCUGUGCCCUGCAGCCCUACCCGGGAGGCAGAGCUGUCUGUCUGGAGCCCUCGGUUUCCCCUCCAGGGAAGGAAGUGACUGUCACUCCUGAGUCCAGGGCCGGGCCGAGGUGGACAGGUCCCUGGCUCAGGCUGCAGGAAGAUGCAGGAGCAGAGCGUGGACCGCUUCCCACCGGUGCUGCGGCUCCUGGAGAAGAGGCAGGAGCUGGCCGAUGUGGACCGGGGUCUGCAGGCCCAGAAGGAGGCUCGCGCAGGCACCCCGCUCCGCACCCCCAGGAGUUCCACACCACCAUGGCGGCCCUGCAGCACCGCUGGGCACAGCUGGAGCAGAAGCAGCAGGAGCUGAAGGGGUCCUUGGUCCGCUUCGACCAGUUCCUGCAGGACGCCGAGGCCCGGCGCGGCCUCGCGCUGCGGAGGGAAGCGGAGGAGCGGGAGCGCGCAGACCGGCGGGAGGCCGAGGCCCUGCGGCUGCGUGCCCAGCUGGAGGACCUGGAGCGGGAGCGCGCGCGGCUGCAGCGCAGGCUGGGGCGCCUGGAGCCCUGUGCGCGCCUGCUGGAGCGCGCGCGGGAGCAGCUGCCUGAGUUCCAGGAGGUCCCCGAGCUGGUGGCGCGCUUCGAGGGCCUGGCGGACACGCAGGCGGCGCUGCAGCGGGCGGAGCGCGGGCGGCGGGCGGAGCUGGAGGCGUCGCGCUCGGGGCUGCAGCGGCUGCGCGACGCGGGGCAGGACGAGCUGCUGGCGCUGAGCCGGCGGCGCGCGGAGCUGCAGGAGAAGCUGGAGGCGGCGCGGGAGCGCAGGCUGCAGUGGGAAUCCAAGUGGAUUCGGAUCCAGAGCACCGCCGCCGAGAAGACCCUGCUCCUGGGCCGCACCAGGAUGUCGGCGCUCAACCUGUCCCAGUUAGCCUGCCAGCACCGGAGGCAGCCUCGUACCCUGGCCGUGGAGGACACCGAGGGGCAGCUGGAGCAGGUGAAGCUGUUCAUCCUGGACCUCUCUGCCACACUGGCCAGCCUUCGCCAGGCUGAGCCCAGGGCCGCCGCCUCCUAGCUGGCCUGGGUGAGCAGCAGGGGACCUCGAGCUUCCAGUGGGGUACAGGUCAUGGCCAACCUGGACGUUUUCUCAUCAGGAAGACGCGAGGUGCCUGCCCAUGCUGCUGUGGGGCUUGCGGAGGGGCACAGGGGAGGCACAGAAUAAAUGCAGGUCCCGGCAGUGGGGAGGAGGGGCUGCAUGUCCCACACCUCAUCCACUGUGACUGGGGACCAAGCCAGGGGUGGAUCCCCACGCGGGGCUCGGGGACACGAGACAGGGGUGGAUAACCACUUGGCUCGGGGAUGGGCCCACCCCACCCUGACCUCAGAACCCAAAGCAGGACAUAGGCCACAAGGUCCCCAGCAGGGCCUACCCUCUGGGGACCCAGGGAGGGGGGAGAAUGGCCCAAAUAUGCUUCUGGUCCACCAGAGAUGCUCAAUAAAAGUUUAUUUCUUUAAAAA